AUGUCUCCUGCUUUCUCAGAAUGGCGCAAACUGCCCAUCAGCCUGAGUGAGCUCUGCAUCAACACCACUCUUAGAUGUGGCCAGUCUUUUAGAUGGCGCCAGUUGCCCGAAAGCGACGAAUGGCGAUGUGUUCUCCGCGGACGCAUCAUCUCCCUCAAGCAAGACCCGUCGCACUUGUAUUAUAGAUCAUACGCUCCUCAACCCACACUUCCAACACCACCGGCAUCGACUCCUUCUUCGCACGCAGGCCUUAAAUCGGACUCUCCUGUGAAAGAUUCAAACGCAGACGAGACCUUGGCCAUCGUCACCCAUUACCUCAACCUUACAUCCAAUCUGACCGAGCUAUAUACACAAUGGUCUGAUUCAGACCCGAAUUUCAAGAAGAAGGCGCCAAAUUUUACGGGGAUCCGCAUUCUUCGCCAGGAUGCCUGGGAGGCACUGGUGUCGUUUAUAUGCAGUAGCAACAACAAUAUUGCCCGGAUCUCGCAAAUGGUGGAAAAGUUAUGCAUAAACUACGGCGACCCAGUGGGAACAAUCGACGGCUAUUCGUAUCACGACUUCCCUCGCCCAGAGGCAUUGACUGGGGAGGAUGUUGAGGGUCGGCUGAGGGGCCUUGGCUUCGGAUACAGAGCCAAAUAUAUUUACCAAACGGCGGUUAUGGUGGCCAAAGACCGAGAAAAGGGUUGGCUUGACUCGCUGCGGAAUCCGGAAAGCCCGGCGUUCGGUGUUGAGCCUUCCCCCGGCGGUGACAUGAAACCAGAGGGUCGAGAGGGUUAUCGCGAUGCCCACGAAAAGCUCUUGGAAUUACAGGGCGUUGGGCCAAAGGUUGCAGACUGUGUUUCUUUGAUGGGUCUUGGAUGGGGAGAAGCAGUGCCGGUCGACACACAUGUUUGGCAAAUCGCACAACGAGACUACAAAUUUGGCAAGGGCGGCAACAAGUCGUUAACGAAAGCUACGUAUGACGCGGUUGGAAACCAUUUCCGCAAGUUAUGGGGUCAAGAGGCAGGAUGGGCGCACAGCGUCUUGUUCACUGCAGAUCUCCGAAGUUUCUCGGAAAGGCUGACAUCGAAGGUCGAAGUCAAGAUCAAGCAGGAAGAUGACGCUGCGCCAGUGGAGAGUCAGAGAGCCUCAGCCUCUAUAGUUACUACGAAACGUCCACCCGACGAUGAUAGCGAUACGAAGGAGGAGCUGGUUGUCGAGGCUGCCGAAACGACGGGUACUCGCCGGAGGUCGAAACGGCGGCGGACGUGA
Messenger RNA from Talaromyces rugulosus, 1251 nucleotides. RefSeq lists its product as uncharacterized. The transcript has 3 exons. Gene Ontology annotation, cellular component: nucleus. The record is from RefSeq and is a predicted model, not a curated record. Gene Ontology annotation, biological process: nucleotide-excision repair; base-excision repair, AP site formation; base-excision repair. Lineage: Eukaryota; Fungi; Ascomycota; Eurotiomycetes; Eurotiales; Trichocomaceae. The coding region runs from base 1 to 1251 and encodes 416 amino acids. Gene Ontology annotation, molecular function: damaged DNA binding; 8-oxo-7,8-dihydroguanine DNA N-glycosylase activity.